This is a messenger RNA of Melampsora larici-populina 98AG31, 447 nucleotides long. RefSeq lists its product as uncharacterized. Lineage: Eukaryota; Fungi; Basidiomycota; Pucciniomycetes; Pucciniales; Melampsoraceae. Bases 1 to 447 code for a protein of 148 amino acids. The record is from RefSeq and is a predicted model, not a curated record. The transcript has 2 exons.
AUGGCGAUUUCACCUUCACUUGAUACCUAUGCUUCUGGUGCUGAAGAACCUACUUCGACCUCUUCAUCACUACAGGUUCCAGGCUCUGGACGGACCCUCCGGCCUCGUAGUCCUGCUAAGAAGGGUUCAAACCUUGUUAUUGGCUCAACUGAUCGCCGCAAGUCUUGGAAACAGCCCGAUCCUACAUCCCCUGGCUCGACAGUAGGUAAGGAUGGUGAUGGUGAUGGGAAAGGUGAAGUUGAUGGUGAUGGCAAAGGUGAUGAGGAUGGUGAUUUUGAAGGUGAAGGCAAAGGUGGUGGUGAUAGCGAGGCAUCCGAUUCCGAUUCCGAUGAAGUUGAGAUCAUCGAACACCACGGUAUGAACGUUGACCGAACUUCCGAUCGUGAAGAAGAUGUUACUCACGAGUCUAACGGCAGGCACGUACUGCCAAAGUCACGCAUUGCUUGA